Molecule: messenger RNA, 1066 nt
Organism: Carassius auratus (goldfish)
Lineage: Eukaryota; Metazoa; Chordata; Actinopteri; Cypriniformes; Cyprinidae
Product: P17/29C-like protein DDB_G0287399
Exons: 11
Coding region: 461-1066 (201 amino acids)
Source: RefSeq, a predicted model, not a curated record
GAUAAGAGUCACAAAAUAAGCUUGAAAGCCAGGUCAUCUUGACCAGCCAGGUCAUCAUGUUUCCAAGGGUGAUAAAUGAGAAAACCUGUAACUUCCUGCAUGAGUUCCUCUGGCUCUGGUCUGGUGUGUGAUGUUGUGCAGGCUGGCUGUGCCCUCCACUGGUUGAGCUGCCUUACUGAUUCCACCGCCGCCUGCUGGGCCAAAGGGAUGAUGGGGCAAACCAUGAAUAAAGAUGCUUUUCAUCCCAAUUUCUAGUAUAACAGUGAAUGUGUAGAAGAUAUUUAUUGUCAUUUGUGCAUUCUGAUGCUUGAAGACACUGCAGAUCCGAUCUGAAUAUAAAUUAUGAAUCAUAAUUGUGUCAGUACUCACCUGUGGUUUGAUUGGUGGGAGUCGUUUGAAUGGCAGGGGCUGGGGUUAGAAGUCCUGCCCCUAACCAGUAUGGGGGCUGGAAGGGUAUAAAAUGUAUUUUGGUGGCCAGUCAAGCAUAAGGAAGUCAAAAGCACGUUUGCUGGUCACUUUAUGUCUGCUGCACAGUUUCCCACAUAGACCUGUGCUAAAGAUGCUGUCACGAAAUCUUGUAAUUGCUUCAGUGGCUGUUGUGCUUCUGGCGUCCACCCUAUCAACGGCUCCUGUUGAAGAUAAGGAGCCUGAGGAAAAUGACUUUGAGGCUGAAGAGGGUGAAGAAGAACUGUCUGAGGAGGAAGAGGAUGAUGAUGACUCCAAAGGUCAGCAUAUGAAGGGGGCCGGAUCGCAGCAGGCCACCGCAGCACCCAAAGGCUCGGGUAUGACUCCUGGCAGCGCCGUUGCGGGCGAAUCCCCAAACGGUCAGAAACUUAAUGGCGGCACUCAAACUGGCCAAGUCUCAUCAGGCAGCACAUCAACAGCUUCAAACGGAGCAAAUGGAAGUAACGGUAGAGACGGGUUCUCUCAGCCAUCUGGCUCAAGUUCUCAUGAUGCAAGUUAUGGUGUACAAGAUGGGUCCAAAUCAGAGAUAGUUCAUCCAGGAGCUGGAGGAGCAGCUGCUACUGGAGGUUCAGGAUCUAAAGUCCCUGGUAAUGACAUUUAG